AGUUCAUUUUUCGAAAAAAAAAAAUACUUACCUGAUCAAUAAUAAUAAUUACUAAAUUGCUAGAGUUAUUAUCGAUAAUAUCAUAUAGUCUGGAUUGGAUCAUUUUCAAAUUGAUACGUGCUAGUAAAAAUAUUGUGCUGUAUACAAAAUAAUUUUCAUCACUGUUAUUGCACUUUGUUUGGACUUCAGCUUUGAAGCACCCAGGCAAUGGUAAAUUUGCAGAAACAUCGUGAAAAAUGAGCUUCCGUUCAAACAUAUGGAGUGUUUUGAAAAAUGUCACCGUCGAACCAGCCGUUCUCUUUUAUUUCCUAUCUCACGUUAUGAUCGAUGUAAUAAACACGAAUCUCUACCUACAGAAAUCCUGCAGACUGAAUGCAACUUCGGAGCCAAACCUUCAAACACCAUGCGACGAUGAAAAACUCGGUCUUAUUUUCGUUUCCUCCUUCAACGCCAAAUACAGUUUCAUUCAGCUCAUCCCGAUGUUAAUUUUGAUCGUGCUCAUGAUGAGCUGGAGCGACGAAGCUGGCAUGAAACGAAAAAUAUUGAUCGUUUUACCCAUAAUCGGUAUGAUCUUCCAGUCUAUAAAUGGAUGCCUGCAGACGUAUUUUUGGACGUGGUCUGCUUCUUACGCUGCCAUGACAAACACAGCUUUGCAAGUAUUCAGUGGUGGAUUCCUGCUGAUGUGGUAUAGUUCUCAAUUACACGUUUGCGAUAAAUCCACUCCUGAUAAUCGUACCUUGAGGAUUGGGAUCCUGACUGCUCUGAAGUACAUUUGUUCGCCAAUCGGUAACGGAAUGGCUGGGUACUUGAUUAGGAAAGCUGGAUUUUUCAAAUCGUUUUUGGUCUGCUUGGUGCUGGCUUCUGGAUCUUUGGUAUCGGCUGCGGUUCUUGUUCAAGAUGCUGAUGUACCGGUUCAGAAGAAGGUGUCGUUGUGGGGGUUGUUCAAGAUUACUCGAGUUAUUGACAGUUUUAGAGUUGUGUUCAAGAGAAGUUUAGGAAGGAAGAGGGUCGUUGUAUUGUUACUUUUACUAGUCCAUGCUACGGUUUUGUUUUCAGAAGAAGGCGAACGAAGUGUGUUUUAUCUAUUCAUGAGAUACAAAUUCAAAUGGAAUGAACUCAUGUUCGGCAAAUAUCAAACUUACAAACUUGGUGGAAUCAUUGUAGGCACAAUAUUUUGCUCCGGAAUUCUAAGCAAAUUAUGCAAAUUACAUGAUGGAGUGAUUGGAACUUUCGCUGGAUUUUGGGAUAUAUGGGCUGCCCUAGGUUACGUGUUUGCCAGCCAAGUGUGGCAUUUAUACUUGAUUCCUUUGCUUGAUAUAUUUCAUGGCACAGCUAUAAUCGUCAAUUUUUCGUUUCUCACCCAGUUUUACGACAGGAAUGAAUUUGGUCGAUUGAAUGCCGUUUAUAAUGCCUUUUCGUUACUAGUUUCAUUUUCAUAUCCCACGUACAAUAUUAUUUUUCAAAAAACAAUGAAUCAUUUUCCUUCGGCUGUAUUUCUCGUCAGUGUAGUCAUCAAUACCGCUGUUUGUGUUCUAUACGCGGGAGCCUAUUUUUUGACCAAGAAAUUGGAAUCUGAAAAUCUCACCAUUAGCACUGUUUCAACUGCCAGAGUUCAACGACACGUUUGUGGAAAUCAACCUAAUGGAACAGUCUUAAAUGAACCAUGUGCUUUUAGAAAUGAGAGUCGUGUGAUUUGAAUGUUGUGGGCAGAUACAAAAACAUGAUUCGAAAUUUGCUGAAAUUUAAAAAAAAAUGUAUUCCUUAAGCUGUAUGAAAUGAAGAUGGAAGAAUUUUCACGGCCUGAUUUUUGGAUCAGAGUUUGGAGCUGGCCGAAUGAUAAGGAAUAGGAACCCAGCUCAUUCGAGAGGCAAACUCUUCGCAGUUUUUGAACAUCCUGUAUUGCUGUUUAUACAUUGUCAUUCGUGGUAAAUGCUCGCUAAUCUUUCUAUUAAAAACUUGAUGUUAUUUUUAAAGAAGCUUUUCACUGAUAAAAUGUUCGUAAAACUCGA
Molecule: messenger RNA, 2009 nt
Organism: Planococcus citri (citrus mealybug)
Lineage: Eukaryota; Metazoa; Arthropoda; Insecta; Hemiptera; Pseudococcidae
Product: probable peptidoglycan muropeptide transporter SLC46
Exons: 8
Coding region: 237-1697 (486 amino acids)
Biological process (GO): transmembrane transport
Cellular component (GO): membrane
Molecular function (GO): transmembrane transporter activity
Source: RefSeq, a predicted model, not a curated record